GAUCUGACUUCAUGGAUCUGACCGGAUUUCCAAAUUGAAUUUGGUGGUGCACGCGACCUGGAUCGGGAGAAAAGUCACCCACCUUAUAAGAAGCACCACCGGUGCAUGAGAUCCGUUGUGUCUUGAAAUGUUUUACUCAGCAUUUCAUCUUUUCUAGAUGUUCUGUCUAAAAGCAUGGAUGUGCAAACGUCAAUUUUGUGCCCAGCAAUGUUUGAUCUGGUGAGUGAAGCGAGCUUCAUAGACACGCAGAACAAAUCCAUUUUGGCACCAAAGGAGACCCACGGCGCUCCAGGCUCAUACCGCAGCGCCGAGUGCAAUGGACGGUACCAGGACUUGACUUCCGUUCAUGCAGUCGACAUCUCAAGCGCUCGAUCAAACGGUUUUUGCGCGCUGUCAUCGACCAGCACGUCUCCUCCGGAGAUCAGCGGGAAACCCAAACGCAAGCGGGUGAUCAGCAGCGUUCAGCGCCAGGCCGCAAACAUCCGAGAGCGCAGACGGAUGUUCAGCCUAAACGAAGCGUUUGACCUGUUGCGCAGGAAAGUUCCCACGUUCGCCUACGAGAAACGACUGUCACGGAUUGAGACUUUGCGUUUGGCUAUGGUUUACAUCGAUUUCAUGAAGGAGAUACUCAAUAACGAUUAA
Molecule: messenger RNA, 642 nt
Organism: Triplophysa dalaica
Lineage: Eukaryota; Metazoa; Chordata; Actinopteri; Cypriniformes; Nemacheilidae
Gene: ferd3l
Product: pancreas transcription factor 1 subunit alpha
Exons: 1
Coding region: 175-642 (155 amino acids)
Biological process (GO): developmental process; regulation of transcription by RNA polymerase II
Molecular function (GO): DNA-binding transcription factor activity, RNA polymerase II-specific; RNA polymerase II transcription regulatory region sequence-specific DNA binding; protein dimerization activity
Source: RefSeq, a predicted model, not a curated record